AGCACGCAGAUCCUCUCGGUCAGCAACAUUGGGCGGUCAGUGCUGCUUCCUGCUGGUGUGCUAUGAAGCACCUCAUACAGAGUUAUUAGAGACAUGUAUCACUCUCGCACCCUCAGUAAACUGUGAGCGGACUUGGCUGAGAGGACACUGCCAGAAUGUUCAAGUUUAAGGGAAGGAGGCGAAGCCUCUUCCCAAAUUACAAACUUGGGGGCACAAACCUCUGUGCCAGUGAUCCUAUAGUGGAGGAUGAGCUUCCUUUCGCCCAGCAAAACUGGCUGAAGCCUUGGAAUUCCAUGCAGGAACUCAGCAGGGACAUCUAUGACAUCUACGAAGAAUACGAAAAUGACGAAGAUGACCGAAUGAUGUCCACACCGCAAAAGCUUUUGUCUCCGCUUAAGAACUACAUGUUGAAUAUUAAUGUGGGCGGCAAAGUUUACCAAAUCUCUUACAGGGUGGCAGCGAAAUACCCCAAGACUAGAAUAGGCCGUCUUGCGACAUACACGGACCACAACAGAAAGCUUGACCUCUGCGACGACUACAUUGUCCAGAACAACGAGUUCUUCUUUGACCGGGAUCCAGACAUCUUCCACAACAUCUUCAAUUUCUACCGGACCGGGGUUCUCUGGAUAAAAGACGAGCUGUGUCCUCGCAACUUCUUGGAGGAGAUCAACUACUGGGGCGUCCGAAUUAAGAACACCCACCGGUGCUGCCGUAUCUCCUUUGAGGAGCGGCAGGAUGAGCUGAAUGAGCAGCUUAAGGUUCAGCGAGAGCUGCAGGCCGAGAUUGAGGUGGAGGAAAAUGAGGAGCUCUUCAGAGGGAUGGCUUUUGGAUAUAUCCGGCGCAAGAUCUGGAACCUCAUGGAGAAACCUUUCUCCUCAAUUACAGCCAAACUCAUGGCUGUGGCUUCCAGCCUCUUUGUGCUGGUCUCACUGGUGGCCAUGACACUCAACACAGUAGAGGAGAUGCAGUACAAAACUCCUACCGGACAGCUUAGUGGAAAGACCUAUGCAGAGCAUGUGGAGACCUUCUGCAUUGCGUUCUUUACCAUGGAGUACCUGCUUCGGCUUGUGUCCACACCGGACCUCAAGAGCUUUGGGAGGAGCGUGCUGAACGGAGUGGACUUGAUCGCUAUCCUCCCCCUCUACCUGCAAAUGAUUUUGGAGUGCUUUGAGGAUGAGGACUAUCAGAGGCACCACAGCGACAUUGAGACGGUGGGAAGGGUGGGCAAAGUGGGACAGGUGCUGCGGAUCAUGCGUCUAAUGAGGAUCUUCCGCAUCCUGAAGCUGGCCCGGCACUCCACAGGACUGCGAGCCUUCGGCUUCACGCUCCGCCAGUGCUACCAGCAAGUUGGAUGCCUUUUCCUCUUCAUUGCAAUGGGAAUUUUCACCUUUUCUGCUAUGGUUUACACAGUAGAGCAUGAUGUCCAAAAAACUAACUUCACCAGCAUACCUCACGCGUGGUGGUGGGCAGCUGUGAGUAUCUCCACUGUGGGUUAUGGGGACAUGUUCCCAGAGACUCACUUGGGCAGGAUUUUUGCAUUCGCCUGCAUCUCAUUUGGGAUCAUUCUGAACGGCAUGCCCAUCUCCAUCUUAUACAACAAGUUCUCCGACUAUUAUUCCAAGCUGAAAUCCCAUGAGUACACCUCCAGCUUGAAGGCUCGUGGCAAAGUGAGGUUUGCCAAAAGAGCUGCCAAGAAGCUUGCAGAGUGCUGCGAGAAGCCAUACACUACCGUUCCAGAACCCCUCCACUGUGAAUAAUGUUUGACCUGUGAUAUGUACUGGAGGUCUUCUCCUAAAACGUCAACCCCACAUAAACCUAUACUUUUGGAAAGAUGAAAAGCAUUGAUCCCACAGGGAGGUGAAUAAAAUAUUGAAAGGGCAUGAUCUGAAAGUGGCUAAAUGGUAACUCAAAAGAUGCAGGAACUCCUUUAUAAUUCCUUAUUUCACUCUGUCACUUGCAGGUCCUACAUAUUAGAAUUUGCUUUGAAACUACUUUUUUAGUAUUCAACAGCUCUUUUAUUUCUUUAGAAUGCUUCAGACUAAGGCUGUUUUCUAACAUAUGCUUCUAAUGCACCUAUUUGUACACUUGGGCAAUUUUGCUAGACUGAGAUAUUUUCAAUAAAAUCUGUAUUUUUGUAAAA
Molecule: messenger RNA, 2140 nt
Organism: Pygocentrus nattereri (red-bellied piranha)
Lineage: Eukaryota; Metazoa; Chordata; Actinopteri; Characiformes; Serrasalmidae
Gene: kcnv2a
Product: potassium channel, subfamily V, member 2a
Exons: 2
Coding region: 156-1757 (533 amino acids)
Biological process (GO): protein homooligomerization; potassium ion transmembrane transport
Cellular component (GO): membrane; voltage-gated potassium channel complex
Molecular function (GO): voltage-gated potassium channel activity
Source: RefSeq, a predicted model, not a curated record